Messenger RNA from Castor canadensis (American beaver), 1536 nucleotides. It is a transcript of the gene Rho, whose product is annotated as rhodopsin. Gene Ontology annotation, molecular function: G protein-coupled receptor activity. The record is from RefSeq and is a predicted model, not a curated record. Gene Ontology annotation, biological process: visual perception; phototransduction; G protein-coupled receptor signaling pathway. NCBI's taxonomy places the organism in Eukaryota, Metazoa, Chordata, Mammalia, Rodentia, Castoridae. Gene Ontology annotation, cellular component: membrane.
GAAGUCCUGGGUGGCCGAGCUCGCGCCAACGCGCAGCAGAACUCCUCUUGGUCGGAUCAGCCCGCGGGGCAGCUGCGAGGGCCACAGCCAUGAACGGAACAGAGGGCCCCAACUUCUACGUGCCCUUUUCCAAUGCCACGGGUGUGGUGCGCAGCCCCUUCGAGCAGCCGCAGUACUACCUGGCCGAGCCGUGGCAGUUCUCCAUGCUGGCCGCCUACAUGUUCCUGCUGAUCGUGCUGGGUUUCCCCAUCAACUUCCUCACGCUCUACGUCACCGUGCAGCACAAGAAGCUGCGCACGCCGCUCAACUACAUCCUGCUCAACCUGGCCGUGGCUGACCUCUUCAUGGUCUUCGGGGGGUUCACCACCACGCUCUACACCUCCCUGCAUGGCUACUUUGUCUUCGGGCCCACAGGAUGCAACCUGGAGGGCUUCUUUGCCACCCUGGGCGGUGAAAUCGCCCUGUGGUCCCUGGUGGUCCUGGCCAUCGAGCGGUACGUAGUGGUGUGCAAACCCAUGAGUAACUUCCGCUUCGGUGAGAACCAUGCCAUCAUGGGUGUGGCCUUCACCUGGGUCAUGGCGCUGGCCUGUGCCGCACCCCCACUCGUCGGCUGGUCCAGAUACAUCCCCGAGGGCAUGCAGUGCUCGUGUGGGAUUGACUACUACACGCUCAAGCCAGAGGUCAACAAUGAGUCCUUUGUCAUCUACAUGUUCGUGGUCCACUUCACCAUCCCCCUGAUGGUCAUCUUCUUCUGCUAUGGGCAGCUGGUCUUCACAGUCAAGGAGGCAGCUGCCCAGCAGCAGGAGUCGGCCACCACCCAGAAGGCAGAGAAAGAAGUGACCCGUAUGGUCAUCAUCAUGGUGAUUGCUUUCCUGAUCUGCUGGCUGCCCUAUGCUAGUGUGGCCAUGUAUAUCUUCACCCACCAGGGCUCCAACUUCGGCCCCAUCUUCAUGACCCUCCCGGCAUUCUUUGCCAAGAGCGCCUCCAUCUACAACCCCGUCAUCUACAUCAUGAUGAACAAGCAGUUCCGGACCUGCAUGGUCACCACCCUGUGCUGCGGCAAGAACCUACUGGGUGACGAUGAGGCCUCCGCCACCGCCUCCAAGACUGAGACCAGCCAGGUGGCCCCGGCCUAAGUCCUGCCAAGGACUCUGUGGCCAACUGUAGGAGUCUCCCAUCCCCACAUCCACCCCAGCAUAGCCCCCACCAGGAGUGGCGCCUGUUGGUUCGAGGUCACACAGGCUCCCUGAGUGCAUUCGUGUUUAAAGAACUAAUGAGAAAAAUGAGGCCCCCCCAAUUCAUCGGGGACGGCCUGAGAAGGGAUGUCCACCAAGACCCCAGAUCUGGAGCCCCCCAGUUCCCAGGGGCCGGUAGGACCUGUUCCCCUCUCCCCCAACUUGUCUCUCAGGAAUGUGAGAACUCUUGCUCUCUGGAAAAGUGUCCCAGCUUAGGGCUAAGUGUCUAGCACAGAACGGGACACACAGUAGGUGCUUAAUAAAUGCUAGAUGGAUGAAGGAAGGAAUGGAUGAAGGAAUG